UCCGGCAUCCCACUUUCAGCCUCUUUAAUGGUUGAUUGUGGCUUCUUUUCCUUCUUUGUCCUUAGUUGAAGUGUGACGGGCUCUGCCUUCUGUGGCCUCUGCUCUGCCCCAGAACAGCCUGGAGGAGGAGGGAAUGGCUCCUGCCGUGACAGCCAGGCCCGGGAAGGAAUCAGUGACAUUCAAGGAUGUGGCUGUGGAAUUCACCCAGGAGGAGUGGGUGCAGCUGAACCCAUCUCAGAAAAAGCUGUACAGGGAUGUGAUGCUGGAGAACUAUAGGAACUUGGUCUCUUUGGGAUUUGCAGUUUCUAAACCAGAUGUGAUCUACCAGAUGGAAAGAAAGGAAACAUCUUGGAUACCAGAGGCAGAUAUUCCAAGAAGCAGCUUUCCAGAGAACAGAGAAUUUACUGGAGAUAAACCUCUUGAAUGUAAUGAAUGUGAAAAGGCCUUCUGGAGCAAGGAGCAUCUUGCUGUGCAUCAGAGAAUUCAUACUGGAGAGUUUGUUUAUCAGUGUAAGGAGUGUGGGAAGGCUUUUCUCUACAACUCAGAACUUCUUCAACAUAAAAAAAUUCAUACUGGAGAGAAACCAUAUGAAUGUAAUGAAUGUGGGAAGGCCUUCAGGAAAAACUCACAACUUACAGUGCAUCAGAGAAUUCAUAUUGGAGAUAUUCUUUAUGCAUGUAAGUACUGUGGGAAAGCUUUUCUCUACAACUCAGAAUUUGUUCAACAUCAAAGAAUUCAUACAGGAGAGAAACCUUAUGAAUGUAGUGAAUGUGGAAAAGCCUUCAGGAGGAAGGAACAUCUUACUGUGCAUCAGAAAAUUCAUACUGGAGAGAAACCUUAUGAAUGUAGUGAAUGUGGAAAGGCCUUCAGAAGUAAGGGACAUCAUACUGAGCAUCAGAAAAUUCAUACUGGAAACAUUCUUUAUGAAUGUAAGGAGUGUGGGAAGGGUUUCCUGUACAAUUCAGGUCUUAUUCAACAUCAAAAAAUUCAUAGUGUAGAGAAACCUUAUAAAUGUAGUGAAUGUAUGGAGGCCUUCAGGAGUAAGACACUACUUUCUGUGCACCAGAGAAUUCAUACUGGAGAGAUGCUUUAUAAAUGUAAGGAAUGUGGGAAGGCUUUUCUCUACAACUCAGAACUUCUUCAACAUCAAAGAAUUCAUACAGGAGAGAAACCUUAUGAAUGUAGCGAAUGUGUGAAGGCCUUCAGGAGUAAGUCCCAACUUACACUGCAUCAGAGAAUUCAUACUGGAGAGAAACCUUACAAAUGUAGUGAAUGUGGGAGGGCCUUCAGGAGUAAGGGACAUCAUACUGUGCACCAGAGAAUUCAUACUGGAGAGAAACCUUACAAAUGUACUGAAUGUGGGAAGGCCUUCAGGAGUAACUCACAACUUACAGUGCAUCUGAAAAUUCAUACUGGAGACAUUCUUUAUGAAUGUAAGGAGUGUGGGAAGGCUUUUAGGAGUAAGGGACAUCAUACUGUGCAUCAGAGAAUUCAUACUGGAGAGAAACCUUAUGAAUGUAGUGAAUGUGGAAAGGCCUUUAGGAGUAAGGGACAUCAUACUGAGCAUCAGAGAAUUCAUACUGGAAAGAUGCUUUAUGAAUGUAAGGAGUGUGGGAAGGGUUUCCUCUACAACUCAGGUCUUACUCAACAUCAAAAAAUUCAUACUGAAGAGAAACCUUAUGAAUGUAGUGAAUGUAUGGAGGCCUUCAGAAGUAAGACACUACUUUCUGUGCACCAGAGGAUUCAUACUGGAGAGAUGCUUUAUAAAUGUAAGGCUUGUGGGAAAGCCUUUCUUUACAAUUCAGAACUUAUUCGACAUCAAAGAGUUCAUACUGGAGAGAAACCUUAUGAAUGUAGUGAAUGUGGGAAGGCCUUCAGGAUUAAGACACAACUUACUGUGCAUCAGAAAAUUCAUAUUGGAGACAUUCUUUUUGAAUGUAAGGAGUGUGGGAAGGCUUUCCCAUAUAACUCAGGACUUAUUCGACAUCAAAGAAUUCAUACUGGAGAGAAACCUUAGGAAUGUAGUCAGUGUCAGAAGGCUGUCAAGACAAAGGCACAUCUUACUGUGUGUUAGAAAACUUGUAUUGGAGGCAUCCUUUAUAAAUGUAAGAGUGUGGGAAGGCUAUCCUCUGCAACUCAGAUCUUAGUUGAUAUCAAAGUGUUCAUAUUGGAAAGAACUCUUAUGAAUGUAAUGGAUGUGGGAACAUCUUCAGAGUGAGGAUACAACUUACUCAACACCAAAGAAUUCAUUCAGGAAAGAAACCUCAACAGUGUAAUGCAUGUAGGAAGGCCUUUGGACUGAGGACACUACUUUAUGUCCACCAGAGAAUUCAUACUAGAAUGAUUCUUUAUGAAUGGAAGAAGUAAGGGAAGAUUCCCCCAGCUGACUAGACUGUGAUUCUGAGUCCCUAGAUGCAGUUCAGAGAGUCCUUAUUUAGACUUCAUGGAAGAAGAGAACCCUGACCUCUGCAGAGGCCUCUAAAGGGGCAAAGAUUUAGUCUUAUCCUCCCAUGGACCUUCAGGGAGGGAAAGGUUAUGCUGGUUGAGCAGAGGUUACUGCUGGUAGUAUUGGGAGAGCCUUAGUAUUAACUUUGAUCCCUGGGCAUAUGACAUGCAAGAUGCUUGGGGAUCACAUCAUGAGGUGAGCCUGAGCCUAAUGAGUGAUGAGUAAUUGUUGAAAGUGCUUGAGGAAUAUACCAUAAUCUGAGCUGUGUUUCUGAUGUUGCUGGUGCUGCUUCUGAUCAUAUUCAUUUGGGUAGCCACUGUUGGGCCAUAAAGACUUGGAAUCAUAAAUAAUAAUAUAAAUAUAGGGAAGUCAAUUCAACCUUGAAAUGUACAACCAGCUCUUAUAUUCCUAAAGUGAUAUAAGAUGCUAGCUAAUGUUCUUGGGGCCCUUUCUAGUUUACAUUAUACAGGAUGCCUCAGAAGUCUUAGUGUAUUUACAUGUUACCAAAACUUAAAUUGUAUUAUGUUUUAUCUUCCUAGAACAAUAGAAUCUCAUAAUUAUGAAAAUGGGAGAAAUCCGCCAAAGCUCAUUAUGGAUUCCAGUUUUUGGUUAUUGUCCUUUCAGUACCACCUCUGCCUUCCUUUUUCCUGUGACCCUCUCUUUGCCCCUCUUUUCUUCUAUACUUUGUGUGUUGUAUCCAAGUUUCCCUGGACAUUUUGCUCAGUAUCAUUCAAGGCCAUCGUUCUUGCUGUUUCCCUUAAAAGUUCUGUUUCAUUGAGGUGUUUCUGUGGUUGGCAGAGUGACCAGCCAAUAGGUAGCUUGUUCUCCUGGUGACCCCCUCAUCACCAUUUACUUGGAAGUCCUUUGCAGAUACUCUGCCCCUGCCUUAGCAGCCGUGGUUCCACUGUUUCUAUAUCAUCUGCAUCCUUUCGUGAUCUUAGAUGUGUGAAUAUCAGAGACAGAAUAGACCAGGCCAAGACCUUGUGAAGUUAGAAAAGAAGGGAACCACCAGAGAUACAGUAAGUAGAAUCCUUAGCAGAGUCUCUUAGGAACUGUGGCAACUCUGAGGAAUGGCCUACAUGACUCAACCAACCAUGAAUGAACAAAGAAAAUAUGUUUUGCAAACAAGGGAGUGGUUAAUCCAUCAGCUGUGCCACACCUAGUAAUGAACUUGGUACAGUCAAUUUGACAGUGUCCCUAGACACCAAAGUGGUGAAGGAGAAUGGCUCCCAAUUUCAGAGGGUUCCAUACUUUGAUUCUUACCAUGUGUUUUCAGUAACACUUUGUUAAACAUAGUAGAGUUUAAUCGGAUAAUUUAUGUUGAAUUAUCAGUUGGUUAGCUUAUAUGGGAAUAAUCAAUGAUUACUGUUAUUCUGGAAGACACAGUGGAUAGGUGUUCAUAAUCUACUGUACUAAUGAGGGACUCCCAAACCCUUCAGGAUUACCCCUAGAACUUUGAGGGGAAGAGUAGUCCAACUCUGAUAACCUCACCUUCAAGUAGGUUUGGGGUUGGGAGAGUAGUUCUCCUAACCCUGCUACAUGUGUUUACCGGCUUGUAUUAGUUUGUCCUUAAUGUUUAACAAAAUUUGUUUUUUUAAAAAGUUAUAUUUUUUCAUUGUUGCUACUACAUAUAAAGUUUUAUUGUUUUUAAAAGAAAUGACUUCCAAGGAAAUCGUCUGAUAAAGUCCUCUAUGGCCAAAGCAUUUUAUGAAAAUUGGAGGAUGUUGCCUGUAACCACAGUUAUAAUUAUUUAGCUUAGUUUUUUUUAAAAUUCAGGUGUAAACCUUGUUUUGAAGCAAUAAGCCUGUUUGAAUUCACUUCAAUCAAUAGGAUUUUUACAGUUCCCUCCGACCUCAGUCACAUGUACUCCAGUAUCUGUGUCCUUCCUUGCCAAUCUGAAAUCUGAGCCCUUUAGUGAAGACAAAAAACUGAUGCUGAUUAUGUGGUGAGAUUACUGUCUUGAAAGGACUGAGGCAGUGUAAAGUGACUGAACCUUCCUGGAGUUGUUAGGUAUGAGAUCUUCCCUCUUUCCAUAAUUCCAGGGACCAUGGAUUCCUUUGGAGAUGGAUUCCACAUCCUGCUCUCCUUAUUGCCAGUUUUGGGGAAGGAGAAGGAGCCAAAGCAUCACAUAAAGGAAUGAGGAAAUGUGGUCCAAUGGAAACAUUCUGAAUUGGAAUCAGGGAACCUGACUUAAAAUCCCAGUUCUGUCACUUACUACCUCUGACCUAAAGCAAAUCACUUAACUUAUCUGCCCCAAAGUUCCUUCAUGUUUAUAAUGAAGGCCGGCCUUCAAGUUACUGGGCUAUAAGAUUCUGCCUUGGUAUAAAACUUUGAUCUUUGGAAAUACUCAUACCUAAUUCUAGAAAAGAACAGACAACUGAAUGAAUGAAAAAGCCUUCGUUAAGUGCUUACAAUGUGUAAAACACUGUGCUAAGAGCUGGGGGUGCAACUAGUAAAGAAGACAGUCUCUGCUCUGAACAAGCUCAGACUCUAGGGGGAAGAACAAGUCAAAUGAGUGACUACUUAUGAGACCCCUGCUCUGUGCUAGCCACUGUGCUGAUAAGUGCUAGGGAGACUAAGAAAACCAAAAGACAUUCAAGGAACUCACAGUCUAGUAGAGGGAAAUAACAUGUAAAGAGUUAUAUACAAAUAGGAUAUACAGAAUAUCCCCAAAGUCUUAGUGCAGUAUUGAGCUUUGAUAGGAAGAAUUAACGAAAUCUCAAAAGGAAGCCACUAGCAUUAAGGAGAACUGAAGAAGACCACUUAUAAAAGGUAAAAUUUAGCAGCUUCUAUAUUAAGGGACAGCAGGGACUGGAAUAUGAUAUCCCAAAGGUCAAAGGAGAUAGGAUUAUAGCCUCACAUAAAACAGACAAGGCUUUUAUAGUGGAAAGGAAAAGGGGGAAGGU
Messenger RNA from Phascolarctos cinereus (koala), 5352 nucleotides. RefSeq lists its product as uncharacterized. Gene Ontology annotation, cellular component: nucleus. The record is from RefSeq and is a predicted model, not a curated record. NCBI's taxonomy places the organism in Eukaryota, Metazoa, Chordata, Mammalia, Diprotodontia, Phascolarctidae. Gene Ontology annotation, biological process: regulation of DNA-templated transcription.